ACCCUUUUUUGUUAAAACAUUAGAGAUAAUAUGAUAUCAGUAAAAUUUCAUUUUCCCUAUACCAAAUUUUAAAUUUCCUUUCAUCUCAAAAACAUGAUCUAAAGAUAACUUUAAAACCUCCCUUAAAUAGAAUUCAGUAUAGUUUCCACUCUUAAGUCCUGUAGGGCAGCACAAAUCAAGAAGCAAAACAAGCCAGAGGGAAGUGAAGAUUUAUCUUUGUUCACAGAUACGGACUGGCAAUUUAAAAGUCGAAAGACUUCACAACAGAGGGUGAGCUGAUCAACCCAUUGGCUUAUCAAAGGGUAAACUGCAUUUUUGAAAGGAGAUUGAAGUUGUUUUGUUUGGGGGGGGGCGAGGGUUUGCUUUGCCCCCCACGCUGGGGUGACACAGUUAAGUACAUUUAGAGAAAAUAUUAGGAGGCUCCUUUUUUUUUUCCAUUUUAUUGCCAUCAUAACUUUUUGCCCUGAAGUAAAACCUUCCACUUUACAUGAGUAGGAGGUAAGUAGGAAAAGGAAAGUCAAGUAUCUCAGUUGUUAGGCUGAUUACAACAAAACGGACUUUAGAAGUCAGGGUUUGUAACGCGGCAGGAGAGCUGUUUCGAUGCCCUGGAAGGAGAAAGCCGGUUCCAACAGCGACUCUGGGGAAUGCGCUCUCCGCCCCCCCUCCCCCGACCGUGCUUACUUAAGCUAAUGGAAGAUCUUGCCUUUCAGUAGCCGCUGCACUGGGAUACCAGACAAACAGCUCCCCUCGACCCCUGGCAGACAGGGCCCCUCUUCAGGACAUCAUUAAAAGCACAUGCACUUGUUUCACACCCACUGGCAGCCUCGGGUGGCAAGAUUCAGGACUUCUACUCUGAAGCCAAGGAGAAGCCAGAGUGGUGGAAAACAUCCUCGCUUUGAAAAUCCAAAGCUAAAUUAAAGAGCUACAUGAUAUAAGGAGCCUGAAGAAUAUUAGUUGGCUGCGGGGGUGAGGAGAGACACAAAAAGCACAGCAGGUAAGAGGCUGGGGGUUGUUGCCAAACUGUCCCAGGCGGCGCAUCGAAAAGGAUCUCAGAAUUGGAGGCCUAUCCCUUUGAGACUUCCGUGCGGCUCAAGCUUGUCUUCUCCCAUCAGUUUUGAGAGGACGACAUUGUUAGAGCCUUCCCUAUCGGUGCCACUAAUCCUGUUAUCAGCUUCGUUAUAAAUAUUAAUUCCCCUGGCCCUUCGGUGAUGGUGCUGCGUCAGAUUCAGAGCUGUUAGGAGUCUCACCCCGCCUCCGCGAGAAACCGAUGCGAGGCAGGGCCAAGUUGAUGCGAUGGCGGCCUGCCCGGAGAGGUGCGUGGACGCCACCGUGCUGGACUUCGUCGCAGACCUGUCCCUGGCCUCCCCUGGGCACCCUCUCCUCUGCGACUUCGCAUCCGGGGUUCCCUUUGGGGACCGGGACCUUGUGCUCCCAGAGGCAAGACGAAGGAGGCUGGCACGCUUUGAAGAGGAUCCAGACGAGGAGGGUGAAGUAGACGAAGGGGAGGAGGAGGAAGAGGAAGAGGAGCAUGGGAGAGGUGCCUCCCCGCUGGGCCGCCCCAAGAGGAAAAGGGUGAUCACCUAUGCCCAGCGCCAGGCAGCCAACAUCCGCGAGAGGAAGCGGAUGUUCAACCUCAACGAGGCCUUCGACCAGCUGCGAAGGAAGGUGCCCACUUUUGCUUAUGAGAAGAGGCUGUCCCGAAUCGAGACCCUACGCCUGGCCAUCGUCUACAUUUCCUUCAUGACCGAGCUCUUGGAGAGCUGCGAAAAGAAGGAAACCGGCUGAGCCGGAGUGGGCUGGAGGCGUCUGCCCCCUCCUCUCCCGGGCGCGCGCGGGCUUCGGGUGCGUCAGGACCCGGCAGGGUGCGGCCGAAAGGCCAGGAAGGACUCUUCAAGACAGAGUGUCUGGCCUUCUGGGGUUUGAUUCGGGGUUGCGAAAUCCCCACAGCCCUCGAGCAGAGUGGCAGCCGUAGAGUUAAUAUACACGCGAACGCUCUCAAUGGAGUCUGGGGCAGGGAAGGGUGGGGCGCCUGAGGAGUUAGAACCCGCUGGGCUGCUGACGCGAGCGCCCAGAAACAGCUUCUGCCGGCCUGUUGGGUGAGGAGCUAAUCUUCUCCCCAAACUGCAGACGUCGGGGGCUUCUGUAGAGUCCAAACUCUUCUCU
Molecule: messenger RNA, 2163 nt
Organism: Ailuropoda melanoleuca (giant panda)
Lineage: Eukaryota; Metazoa; Chordata; Mammalia; Carnivora; Ursidae
Gene: FERD3L
Product: Fer3 like bHLH transcription factor
Exons: 1
Coding region: 1294-1785 (163 amino acids)
Biological process (GO): regulation of transcription by RNA polymerase II; developmental process
Molecular function (GO): DNA-binding transcription factor activity, RNA polymerase II-specific; RNA polymerase II transcription regulatory region sequence-specific DNA binding; protein dimerization activity
Source: RefSeq, a predicted model, not a curated record